UGCUCGCGUGGCCCAUGUGGCGCAAAUGGGCCAUGGAUGAUCUUCUUGAAGAGAUUUCCGAGGCCACUGAAGUACCUCCCGGCCUGAACAUUCCCUCCGACAGUGUGGUGGAGUUUUUUCAGAAGAAGCGGAAAGCGCCCACAAAGCCAGCAGAUUUGCUGAUUCCCUUGACGAACCUCAGUGAGGAACACGUGGAUGAUGCCAUCCGAACGGAGCGUGCGGGCCAUGGACGAGCCAACCGCAGGGUGCAGCCGUUUCUGCAGAAGACCGCCCGCACCGGCAGGCCCAGCCGUGACCUGGGUCCCCGCGGUCGACCCAAGGAGUUGUCGCCCAUCGAAGCCGCCAGGGAGGCCGCGGCCAAGAAAGGCCUGCGGAAACGCCACGGCUACGCCUCGGCACGACGGAACAGUGGUAUAGACCAAAGUGAGUCGAAGUUACCUCGAAACCGUGAUGUCCUGGUGGGUUGGCAAGACCUGCUGAACGAAAUCGCCAGCAGCUCGCGGCGCCUCCGCGCCGCGCGUGGUGGCGCGCAGGCGGCCAACGCGGACGCCGCGGAGUCGAGGCCCAGGACACAAGAGAGUCGAGCUGGCUCCCCGAUCGCGGCCGUGGCGGAGGACGAUGGCCUGUGGCUGUCGUACCGAAUCAGUGAAGAGACGGUGCCCAAUGCCACACUGCUGCGCAUGUGGAAUUAUGCGGUGGAUCCUCGCAAGGACGAUGGGAUUCAGGCCCUGGAGCGUGUGCCGCGUUUGACGGUGACCAAACGCGAAGUGCAGCCGCUGCCGGUGGUGCACGACUUGGUGCAGUGGCGACAAACCAACAAAAGGCGCCGGGAGAUGCGAAAGGCCAAAAAGGAGGCGGAACGAAACCCGACCCUGGAAGAGAUGUUGAUUGCAAUCUUCGGAGAGGAGGACAUGGAUCUCCUGAACCUCGACGAAGCUCAGCUCCUGAAGCACCGCGCCGACGGUGCCUUGGACGAGGCGCUCAGUUGGAUCGCCCAGCACGCCGGAACGGCGUCGCCCACAGCGCCGCGGGCACGAAAUGGGGCGAUGCCGGGGACGCCGAGUGAAAAACAACAGAGGCAGAAGUUGGAAGAGCUGGAGCUUCUGAAGGAGAUCCAGUUGAUCUUGACCGAAGAUGCUGAUGAAGCACUCAAAGCAUUUCAAGAACUGGAACCGAAGAUUGUGGGUGCUUUGCGCCGUGGAAGACGCGGUGGCUUCGAUGAGGGCAAGGCCUCUGCGAAGUUGGCCUUGUCCAUUGCGGAUUUGCAGGCGCGACAAGAUAAGAAUGUGGUGCGAUGCAAGACGCUGCGAAGGGGCUUCGAGCACAGCCGAGCCAUCAGGUCGUUACCAUCAGAUCGCGUGAAGAACGAGCCCAUUGCGGAGCAACACAUGAAGGAAGUGGUGAAAUCCUUUACUUCCGUGGUAGACAACUGCGAACGUCGGAGUCAGCGCUUCCACGAAGCCUUCCUGCGACGCCAGGGGCACCUCAGUGAUCGGUUGUCCCGCAGGGUGAAACGCAUCCAGAACGACCACUGUGAGAUUCAAUCCAAAAAGCAGCAGUCCAUUCUCCCCUGCGUGGUCUCGGAAAAUGCCUGCGCCUUUCUGUCAGUUUUGCACUUCUUGAAGCCGCACCGGGUGCAUGUCGAGCGAAAACGACAAGAUGCACAUUCUAUCUACAUGAGGCAAGUGGAGAGGAUUCAGCACUUCACUCAUCUAUUAGCUGAUCCCAACCGCGAACCUGAACGAGGGGAAGUGUAUCUGAGUCAAUGCUUCCGCCAUGUGCUUGCAGCGGGUUUGGCAGUGGACAAGUGCUACUUCUUUCGCGUGCUCAGAAAUUUGCAGCGAGAGGAUUUUCAGAAGGUCUUCACUGUGAAUUUCCUCGCAGCUUGUUGCGACGCCUUCAGCAUCCCUGUGCGAGACUACGUGGACUACUUGAAGAGCCACGACCUGCCGCUGUUGGCCCCCAAAUUUGCGACCUCUUCGGCGCUGCCUUACGAUGAUACGGCUGCCUGGGAUGCUGUAACGCUGCAACCUUUGAAGGAUUCCUUUGUGGCUGGUGAUGCCACCUUCUCCGCCCGCCGGAUGUUCGAAAUGAUGGUUUGGAGAUGUUUGGAGGACGUGCCCUUGUAUCCCAUUCUGCCCUGUGAAACUCCCCACACCUCAGAGUUGGUUAGCAGGGAGGAUCCGCUGUAUGAGAUCUUGCAGAGCACGGUCUAUGACGCGGUGCUGGAACGAUAUGCCAUUGGUCCCAAAAGUCCUCGCGCGGAGGAAGCACAUCUUGAGUUUCGCCAUAUCAACACCAGCAGCAGCAUGAUCAGUGGAUCCUUCCAUGAAGACAGCUCUGAGCAGAGCUGGGCCUCCAAAAUCCCUCGACCACCAGUUCAGAUGGUGGCGCAACCACAGAACUUCCGCCGUGGCAAAUUCCAGGCGGGCAGUCGACCCUUUGAGCCCCACGGUCAUAAGACCUUGCGACGGAUGUGGGGUGUGGCUGAGCCUAUGGGAGAAAGUCGGCGAGCAGCCUUUGUCAAGAAGCAGCCUACGCGAGCGAGUCAGAUGGAAAUUGUUCCCGAGAACGUGCCGGAGGCAAUGUCCCCGUGAAGUUGAGACAGAAUGCCGUGUUUUGGUGAUCAUGAUCCACUGGCACACUGGUAUCC
This is a messenger RNA of Cladocopium goreaui, 2653 nucleotides long. The record is from the annotation of a GenBank genome assembly. Lineage: Eukaryota; Dinophyceae; Suessiales; Symbiodiniaceae.